AUGGUGCUAAAUGAACGUUGUACAACAAAUGAAGAUCAGAAUGGAAAUGCAGAAAUUCAUCGUCUUGCUAAGUUUAUUAAACAAAAUGCAAUCAUUGAUGAUUGGGAAGUGAUAAAAAUUAUCGGUGCAGGUGCAAACGGUUUGGUUAUUCGUGUUAAGCAUAUUAAAACACAUAAAGUAGCAGUAAUGAAAAUUGCAAUUAAUCCGGCAACAUCCGGUUCAAUUAAUUGGGAAUGGAAUAUAUUAGAAAAAAUUAUGAAUCCAAAAAAUAAGGAAGAUCGAACAAAACAUUUGGUACGAAGAAUCGAUUAUGGUUAUACAUUUAAUAUGGAUAAAGAAAACAUAAGUUAUAUUAUAAUGGAAUAUUUGCCAGGAAAUCCAGUUAGUAUAAUUGGUCUUUUAAAAGGUAAUCAACUUUUAUCAAAGGUAGCUGAAUUUGGUCUUCAACUUCUUAAGGCUGUGUAUGAUUUACAUUGUCUUGGCUAUAUUCAUCGUGAUAUAAAGCCAGAAAAUGUUGGACUUUAUAAUGAUAACAUUCUUGUCUUGUAUGAUCUUGGAUUAGCACGAUUUUAUACAAAUCAAAAUGGACAAAUACGAGAACCACGAUGCUUAUGUGGUAUGCGUGGUACCGAUGAAUGGGCUAGUUUAUCAGCUGAAUUAGGAAGAGAUCAGGGACGAAUUGAUGAUCUUUGGGGAUGGUUUUAUGUUCUCAUCGAAUGGAUCAAUUGCGCUUCUAAAUAUCCUCUUUGUUGGGCACCUUUUGAUGAUUAUCCUGAUUUACGUCAUCUUUGUAAAUCAUCAAUAUUUCCUGCAAAAUAUGUUCUUCGAAAUUGUCCACCAGAAUUUUUCAAAAUACAAUGUUAUUUACGAUGUUUAAAUUGUGAUGAUUCACCGAACUAUUUCUAUUUGGCUACAUUAUUAGAUGAUGUUAAAAAGAGAGCAAAUGGUGCAAACCCUGUAAAAUUUUUACAACAAUCAUCAAAUAUUGAUAUUGAACGAGCUGAACGUUUGUCACAAUUAGAGCUUGAAUAUUUUUAA
Messenger RNA from Brugia pahangi, 1038 nucleotides. Lineage: Eukaryota; Metazoa; Nematoda; Chromadorea; Rhabditida; Onchocercidae. The record is from the annotation of a GenBank genome assembly.